Messenger RNA from Manduca sexta (tobacco hornworm), 1185 nucleotides. Its product is annotated as peptidyl-prolyl cis-trans isomerase. Gene Ontology annotation, biological process: protein folding; protein peptidyl-prolyl isomerization. The coding region runs from base 107 to 691 and encodes 194 amino acids. The transcript has a single exon. Gene Ontology annotation, molecular function: peptidyl-prolyl cis-trans isomerase activity. The record is from RefSeq and is a predicted model, not a curated record. NCBI's taxonomy places the organism in Eukaryota, Metazoa, Arthropoda, Insecta, Lepidoptera, Sphingidae.
AUGACUAUGAGUAUAACCUCAAAGUUCAAACAGUAAAAAAAUUAUAGGUUACUUGCAAAGGUUUGCUGUUUACUGGUUUUUAUAUAAUACAUUUUUCGUUUAAACUAUGGCGAUUACAAAUAUGUUACGUCGCACAUUAAUAAAUGGCACAAUUUAUUCCGCUGCCGCACUUCGGUAUGCUUCCACUCAGCCGGAAAAAAAGGUUUUUUUCGAUGUAACCGCUGACGGAGAACCACUUGGUCGAAUUGUAAUGAAACUCAACACUGAAGAAGUUCCUAAAACAGCUGAAAACUUUAGAGCGCUAUGCACUGGAGAAAAAGGAUUCGGAUAUAAAGGAUCAUCGUUUCACAGGAUAAUCCCUGAUUUUAUGUGUCAAGGGGGUGAUUUUACCAAUCACAAUGGUACCGGUGGAAAAUCUAUUUAUGGUCGUAUGUUCCAAGAUGAGAAUUUCAAGUUGAGGCACACUGGUUCGGGUAUCUUAUCAAUGGCUAAUGCGGGACCUAACACAAAUGGAUCACAGUUCUUUAUUACCACCAUUCCUACGCCAUGGCUUGACAGAAAACAUGUUGUAUUCGGUUCUGUAGUUGAAGGAAUGGAUGUGGUGCGUAAAAUGGAAGGACUUGGAUCCAAAAGUGGAAAACCAGCUAAGAAAGUUGUGAUUGCCGAGUGUGGUGAGUUAAGUGAGGAAUAAAUCCUAAAAAAUAUAGUUCCUGCCAUAAAUCAUAACAUCAUGUAGAUCAGAAGUAUUACCACAAUCGAAAAAUCCUUGAAAUUUUUAGUGAAAUAAUCACUAGAGACAGGGCAAGAAUAAUAAUUAUUGUUCUUGAGAAGCAGUAAUAUGUAUAUACCCAGAUUGUUUUCUAGCAACAAUACUUUUUGGAUGAGUGCCACCUGUUUAAUUGAUUUGUUGUAAUAAGAUUUAUUCUGUGGUGUUACUUCAGUAGUUGUUAUAAUGUAGACAGUGUAGAUAGUAAGUUUAAAUUAGAUUUAGAAUUAUCUAAAAAAAUAUUAUUAAACUAGUGUAAAUAGAAUUCAAUAAUAGUAAUGUUAUGUUUCAUUAAAACUCCAGGUAACUGUGAUGAGCAAAAUACAUAAUUUAGAAGAUGACAACAAAAUAAUGUAUGUUUUUUGUUAAGCUUCAAAUAUGUAUGCUGGGCAGGAAAUAAAACUGUUAUAUAAAAUAAG